Mesocestoides corti is the source of this 939-nucleotide messenger RNA. Lineage: Eukaryota; Metazoa; Platyhelminthes; Cestoda; Cyclophyllidea; Mesocestoididae. The record is from the annotation of a GenBank genome assembly.
AUGAACAAGUCGACAAAAUCCGAUACUUCGACUUCGACAAACCAGGAUGAGUCCUUCUGGAGUGUCUUCCAGCGUCUGCCGAAUCCUCAACCAGCGUCUCCACCCAAGACUGAGGUGGAAUUGUCGGCAGACAAUAAACCUCCUGCUCACAGCACUCCUGUGGCGACAAAACUGGGGCAAAAACGUAGGAGAUCGGGAUUCCAGGCUGGCAUUACGGUUGGUUACACGUACGAUGCGUUCUUCGUCUCUGACGGACGAUCGCGCAAGCGUAGGAGUCUGGAAACUAGCGACCCAGGUGUUGCUCGGCCCUCCUCCUCAUCUGAGUCGUCGGACUGUCCUUCCAGGGUCUCCACCCCACCCUCUUCAACACCCCAGUCAUCUCUCUCCCCCAGAUACACGUGUAACGAGUGCGGCAAACACUACGCCACCUCCUCUAACCUCAGCCGCCACAAACAGACCCACAGGAGUCUGGACAGUCAGCUGGCCAAGAAGUGCGAACACUGCGGCAAACUCUACGUAUCUAUGCCGGCACUGUCGAUGCACGUCCUCACACACAACCUCAAGCACCAGUGCGACAUCUGCGGGAAGGCCUUCAGCCGACCCUGGUUGCUCCAAGGUCACCGAAGGGCCCACACUGGGGAGAAGCCCUACGGUUGUGCGCACUGUGGCCGCGCGUUCGCCGAUCGAUCGAACCUGCGUGCCCACAUGCAGACUCAUUCCACGCUACGACUCUACGAGUGCUCGCACUGCAAGAAACAGUUCGCCUUGAAGGCGUACCUAAACAAGCACAUUGAGACUUGCGGAAGAAACGCCAGCACCACUACCACCUCCACCGCCGCCGCCGCCUCCUCUUCCUCCUCAUCUGAGCCCAGCAUGGUGGGUGAGUCGACGAAGCCGAUUUUGCCUCUGAGCAUCGCAGCAUUGGUGGGUGACAGUUAA